GACAGGCGUCACUCACGCGUUAGAUCACAAUCUCCAAAAAUAAAUAUAUAAUCCAAACACCAACAAUUUAUAGUAGAGCGUAGGUCCUUGGUACUCCUACUAAAAAGUAUAAACGGCAUAUACACGUUAGUAACUGUCACACACACACACGUAAGCCUAGCUGAUACACACACACGUACGUAGCUAUCACACGCAAACACACAUACACAUACACAUACACACAGCAUGGGCGCAGUCAAAGCAGCCAAGAAGGGCAAAGCCUCUAAGAUCAAGGUGGUGGUUGAGGCGCCACCCAGCGACUCGAGCUCGAGUGACUCCUCUGCUGAGGAAAGCUCUAGUGACAGCAGUUCUUCAGAUAGUGAGGAUGACGACGGUGAUGUGAAGAUGGACGAUGCUAAGACAGCUGAGAAGGCUGAUAGCGAUAGCGAUAGUAGUAGUAGUUCUGAUUCAGAUUCAGAUUCGGGGUCUGACUCGGACUCGAGUGACGAGGAGGUGGUGGAGAAGAAGGAGAUGCCUGCGGUAACUAAGGCAACCAAGAAAACCGAGGCAAAGGCGGACAUCGGCAGCGGCAGUGAUAGUUCAAGCUCAGACUCAAAUUCAGACUCAGAUGCUGAUGCAGAUACAAAGACGAAACCGACUACAAAGGCAAAGCAAACCCCUGCGAAGCAGGUUACGAAGAAGGCCUCCUCAUCCUCGUCAUCAUCCAGUAGUUCGUCUAGUUCAUCCCCGUCAUCGAGCGAAAGUAGCUCGAGCGAAAGUGACAGUGACGGUGACAGCAAGAAGAAUUCCAAGACUAAGACGGCUGCACAGGCCAAGGCGACGCCGGCUAAGGCCGCUGUUGUGAAGAAGGACAGCUCCAGCUCUAGUAGCUCAGAUGACAGCGACAGUGAUACGAGUGAUAGUGAUGCAGAGGAGGAGAAGCCCGUGGCAAGUAAGCCUGUGGCCAAGAAGGCUGAGGUUAAGGCCAGAACGCCAGCGGGCGAUAGCUCAGACUCCAGUAGUUCUAGUGACUCGGGUAGUGGGUCUGAUAGUUCCAGUAGCAGUGACAGUGAUAGUGAUAGUAGUGAUUCAGAAGAGACAAAGAAGAAGCCCAGCGCCAAGCGUGCUGCCGAGAGUGCACCUUCUGAGGAACCCAAGCCCAAAAAACAGGUCAAGGUAGACCCCGUGGCGGAGGAGGCUAAACCACCCCUGUCGCUGUUUGUUUCGGGAAUCAGCUGGAACACCACCGAAGAGGGCUUUACGCAGUUCUUUGUGGAUUAUAACAUCCCCAUUGUGUCCACACGACUCAUGUACGAGAGUGAUACCGGCCGUAUGAAGGGCUAUGGGUAUGUGGAUGUGGUGGAUAAUAAGGCUAAGGAGAUGUGCCUGGCGCUAGAGAAGCCCGAAUUAGACGGCCGGUGGCUCAAGUUUGACCCCGCGAACGCACCUAAGGCAGGAUAUCACCAGGAGCAGAGGUCCAAGCCCUCACCCAUCCUGUUUGUGGCCAACAUACCGUUCGAGGCGAGUGAGGAGAACAUCAGAGAGUUCUUCCAGGAUUAUGAUAUCGCCGAUGUGCGUAUGCCCUGGGACAAGUACAAAGACCAGCCCAAGGGUAUCGCCUAUGUUGACUUUGGAGACACAGCAACGGCAACUUCGGCCAUAGAAGCGCUUUCCGGGGUGCGCUGCCUGUCCCGUUGUCUUAAACUGGACUUUGCCCAGCCCAGAAACGAUGCCGGAGGGCCACCUCGAGGUGGUUCAUUUGGUGGAGACAGGGGUGGUUUUGGCGGCAGAGGGGGCCGGGGUGGUGGUUUCGGCGGGAGCAGAGGCGGUCGGGGUGGUGGUGCUGCGUUCUCUGGUAGAAAACAGCUGUUCUAAAAAUAGAUUGUAAGACCGGGCCGAGGCGCUGGGGUUCGCAACAGGGGGUGGCGGUGCUGGAUAUUCCGGUAGGAAAACAGCUGUGCUAAAAAUAGUGUGCGUGUGUCGCCGGGACGAUGUGUGUGGCACUGCGUUUUGGAUUGCUCAACACUCGUUCUGUGGUGUACAUGUCUCUGAAGAAGAAGAAAACAAACCGAGUGAUGUAGUGAUUCUGUAUAGAGUAUAGCACACACUCUGAAGUAUUUGGCAAUGGUUCUGGAGUGUGGGGCAGCUUGGUAUAAGUUGUUCAAUUCUUCCAGUGCAGUCGCAUGCUCGGCAUUAAAUUUGAGGACUGGACCAAGUGUCGUGAGAGGGGUUUUGGGGUAAGGUAGAAGAAGAGAGAAAUGGGGUGUAUUUAGAUGGCCAACAAGCCGUAGUAAUGUAUAUAAAAGAUGAAACCAUACUAUUAACAAGCCGUAUUUAUGUUUAUAAAAUAUGAAAGCAUG
Molecule: messenger RNA, 2339 nt
Organism: Sphaeroforma arctica JP610
Lineage: Eukaryota; Ichthyosporea; Ichthyophonida
Exons: 2
Coding region: 226-1854 (542 amino acids)
Molecular function (GO): RNA binding
Source: RefSeq, a predicted model, not a curated record